CAGCAGAGGCGCUCGAGCUGAGCGUAAUCAGGCCGCUCGGACCGCGCGCGCACACCGAUAAGCCUCCACGGAACAGAGGAACAACGAAAACCUCCAAACCCAGCAGCUCAUCCUCUCCCCACACACACACUGGAGCACUGUCCUGGAUACUGACUGAAUCAUCACUAGCCUGGACUAACAGCAUCUCAUCAGAGAAGUGAAUGAGUUUAGGAAGACUGGUUUGCCAACAUCCACAUCCCUGAACAUCACUCUACCCAGUUUACCCAGUUCAUCUGAGAGGCGCCUGCGCUGUUUAAACGAUGCUAAUGCUAAGUGUGAAACUUUUUUCCAGAAUUUUCCCUUGUCUGCAGAGUUUUAUGCGAUUUACUGAGGAGAUUUACUGUCAGUUAAUCCGGUUUUAGUUUUUUUUAUGUAGAAAAGGCAAAGAAAGACUUUGGAUUUUUAGGAUUUUUAGCUAAACUGACCUUUAACGUUACUGCCGAGAUUUAGUGUCAGUUAAUCUGUUUUGGAGGUUUGUUUAAGUUUAUUUUCUGUGGCUGAAAGCCUUAAAAGACACUGGAUUUCUGAGGUGAUUUAUGUCACAUUAUGUCACACGAAUUUCCAUUGUUUUAUCAAAGUGUAUAGCUUUAGUUUUUGAGAUCACAGAGGAGAUUUUGUGUCAGUUAACCUGUUUUGAGUAUGUUGUGUUGAAAAGCUCAUUAAAGAUGUUGGAUUUGUGAGUAAAUUAGGCGUUUACUAAGUUACGAUAUUUUUUAGCUACUUUGUUACUUGAGUUUAUGUUUAUUAAAUGUUGUGACAUUUAAUGAGGAGAUUUAUUGUCAGUUAAUCUGUUUGGAGUUGUGCUUUUGUGCUUUUUGUGGCGGAAAGCCCAAGAAAAUACAUUGAGUUUCUGAGUUAAUUUAUGUUACACAACUUCUUCCACUUUUUUAACGUUAAAGUUGGAGUUUUUAACGAUAACUGGUGAGAUUUAGUAUCAGUUAAUCUGUUCAGAGUUUUGUUUUUGAGUUUUGAAGUCGAAAAUAGUCGAAAAAAGGCGUAGCGUUUCUGAGGAAAUUAAUGUUACACUGGUAGUUAGCAAUUAGCCGCCUGAUUUGCAGCAGUGCUGAAUCUCGCGCUCAGGUGAUGGACCGCGGGUUUCUUCUCAGUGAUAAACGGACUCACUGGGCUGCGGAGGGGGAUCUGAGCGCGUGCACGCGCUGACCGGAGGAGGCGGUGGGCUUUUAGACGGACUGACUGACUGAUAUCUUUUUAACGGAGGAGAGAGAGAGAAAAGAGAGGGAGAGAAAGAGGAGGAAAAGAGGAGAUCCUCGCCUCUUUAAUAAAUGCGCCCGGUCCCGCGGAGGCUCGCGGCGGAGCGGCACCAUGAGCGCGAGGGUCUGGCUGCUCGCGGCGCUGGCGGCGUGCGCGCUCUGCGGCACAGUGGAGAAUGAUCCUCUCCCUGCAGCUCUGGCUGAGUUGGUGAGAAGCGGCUCCAUCUCCUCUUCAGAAGAACUGCAGCUGCUGCUGCUUUCUGACUCCGUAGACGAUGAUCGAGAGAGUUCCCAUGCCAACAAUACCAACAACCGACUGCCAAGGAGUCUUCUGGCUGCUCAGCCAGCCCAGCAGGCCCUGUGUAAAGUGAGGACAGAGGUCAUGGAGGUCACCCGCUCCAUGCUGGACCGCAGCAAUGCCAACUUCCUGUUAUGGCCUCCAUGUGUAGAAGUUCAGAGAUGCUCAGGAUGCUGCAACACGAAGAGUCUGAAGUGUGUUCCUGUGCUCACUCACACACGUUACCUACAGGUGAUGAAGAUCCAGUACGCGAACAUGCGUCCGGUUUACGAUAAAGCCAUCGUCUCAGUUAAUGAUCAUGUGGAGUGCCGCUGCCAGCCUGCUCCUCGUCCUGCCCCCCGCAGGAAGUCUCCAGCACACAAACAUGAAGUACUACGAGAUCGUUCAGGGAAACCUCGCUCUAAAGACGAGCUUCAUCGCAGAGACGAACUCAAACACAACCAGAGGCUCCGGCUGGAGGAUCUGCUGGACGACAGCUGGCUGCCCAGGGAGAAGCACUCUGAGCUGGAUACACCAGCUGGAUUUCUGCCCACAGAUGGGAAGGAGAUCCACUUUGGACAUUCAGAUGUCUGGAGUCAUAAUAAGACACAUCAUAGUGGACAUAAAGCUGAAUUUGACGGAGACGGAAGGAAACACAAUAGCAGUUCCAACGGUACAAGGGGAGGAGGGUUCCUGGAGAGGCUGACCAUCCCCUUGCCCAAUCACACAGAGAGAAAAGAGACAGAUGGAAGCUUGUCCUUACUUAAUGUUACAAGUUCAGAACAAAGAGAGCAGUUUCACAAGGGAAAAUCAGAGACUCUGAAGAACACCACAGUAUCUGAACACAGCCUAACCACUCAGGGACACGUUCCACUGCACGAGUCCAACCUGAACAAUCAAGUACAAAGGAACACGUCUCUCAAUCAAAAGCACAAUGCACCACCUACAAGGCAAACUCAUGAAACCUAUGGGGUCACUCCUCAUCCCACACAGGAGAAGCAAGGGCAUUCAGAUGACAGACUGAAAGGAAACGAGACCCCAGAGCCAGAUAGAACAGGAGAGACAGAGGAUAAGAAGACCAGUUCUGUCCUGCUGAUGGAGAAAAAGGCUUUAGAAGAGGAGAAAGAGGAGCUGCUGCUGCUCCAUAAACUCCUUGAUGAAGAAAAGCACAAACAUCUGCAGAAAACACAACACAGUGAACAAGAACAUCAGAAGCAUCACCAGAAACACCAGCAUACAUACACAACUACACAGCAUACAAUUACCACAUCAUCUGCUCCAGUUAAAGUCUCUCCACCUCACAAGCCUCCCCAGCCACCUCCUCAACCACCUCGACCGCCUCCGCAACCUCCCAAGAAGAGAAGGAAACACCGUAAUCGCAUCAGCAAGGCCGCCAUGAGGGCCAUGCUAAUGUAGCACCCAAAGACAAGUUAAGGUGCAGUAUCAGCGCAAGAGAGAUGACCUUUCCUGAAUAAUGUCGUUUGUUCGUAUCGUGUUUAUUCAUGGAGAUCCGCCGGCUACACUACUAAUCCUCAUCCAGUAACCCUGUUCCUGGGAGAAGCCGUGUUUGGUGGACAUCUGGGAAUUGAGCUGCUUUUUCCCAUGACAAAACAGCGACACUGUGGAGGAGGAGGAUACAGAAUAGUGCAGCAACUGUACUCUAAUGUCCUUCUGCCCUGCUCCCAGGUGGAAACAUGAUGUCACCCUGUGAAACUGUGCAACUGAGGGGCUGGUUGAGGAAUGCGUCUUACAGCUCUGAUAGAAAAAGGAAAUGAAAAGAUUUCCUUAAUGGGAAAUGUUCUGCCUCUCUGCAUCUCUUUUAAGACAAAAGAAAAGCUUUCUGGAAUUGAGAAGAUGAUCUAGAAGUAGUCGGAAAUGGAGCCGACAGGUCUGGAAGCUCUGCAGUGCAAGAGACUGGUCUGAAAUUUCUUUAAAAUGUAAGAGAAUGGUCUAGAAGUGGUCUAAAAUGGAAAAGACUGGUCUAGAAUCUCUUUGCAAUGGAGCAGACUGGUCUAGAGGCUCUAUAAAAUGUUGAAAUGCAGCAGGCUGGUCUAGAAUCUCUCUGGAACAGUAAGGCAUUUUAAUUUAGAAGUUUUCCAGUAUAGGAUGACGGGUCUAGAAACUUUCUGGAGAGAAAAUAUCUUUACAAAAUCUCCCUGGAAUUAAAAGACUGGUUUAUAAACUUUCUGGAACAAAAAGAUGGUCUAGACGCUCUUUGAGAUAGGAAGUAUUAGAAAAGAACCACUGAAUAAUGAGUGGUCUCCAAGCUUUCUGGACUGAAACAACUGAUCUAGAAUCUCUCUUGGACAAGAGAGGCCAGCCUGAAAGCUGUAUGUGAUGGAUGAGACUGGUCUAAGAGCUCUCUUAAGAUGGAAAACACUGGUAUAACAGCGAUCUGAAAUGGAAAUACAAUUGAAGAUUCUAUACACAUGCCCUAACUUGUCAGAUAGCCAUUGUUAACCAGCUGUAACUAGGUUGGUUAUUUAAUUUCAUAUUUAGGGUGGAAAACAGCUUCACGGAAUCACUUCACUCACAAGAUGUAAGCUAGCAGAAGAGCGUUUGCAUUUUCCAUUUUUUAAGAACUGAAGAGUAAGGAAAGGCAGGCAAGGGCAGGAGAUAGUGACACAGCAUAGCCAACAGACGCUAAAGUGUACCAUUUAAAGUAUAUAACAAUAUUUCCACCAUUCCCAGCGUUUCAGACUCUCUAUCAUGCAGUAUUGAACCAUUUACAACCACUAAAUAGUUUCACCUUCUGUACAUAAUCCCGAACACCAUACUGUUUUACUUUAUUUUUUUAAUGUAAUGUUCAUCUUAUUUAAUUUGACUGUUAACACUGGAAAUUCACAAAGAACAGAUAAAGCGUUUGCAGCUCCGUUGUAUUAAUUCCGACAUCUAUAAAUAUGAAGGUGCUACAUCAUGCUAAAAAAAAAAAAAUCAGCUUCACUAUUAAUAUUAUUUAUUCUUUUUCAGCUCUCUUUAUUGUAAGUUUCUAUUCCUAUUUCUGUGUAUUUGUUUGGGAUGCAUUCUGACAAAUGUGUGUGUGUGUGGUUUAGUAAGAGUUGAGAUGUGUAUGUGUGUCUGUCUCCCAGUGUGGCGAUGUUUGCACCAGAUCUUCCCACCAAGAUAAAAUAAAACACUAAAACUUACCUGAGAAAAUCAUUUUUGAAAUCUGAUAUUUGCUUUUGUUGACUGUUUUUUUUAAGAAGUCAUGCAGUGUGUUGACGCUGCGAAACAAGCUACAAAUGAAUUUUUAAAUGGUUUAUGUGAACUGAGUGUUACAUAAUUUGAAUGGCUCUAGGACAAUUAAAAAUAUAUAUUUUUUUAGGAAAACUGUAGAACAUUAUAUUCGAUCAUUUUGCCUUUUUUCAGUUUGUUUCCUCAGCUUUCAUACAGUAAUUUCCUUUUAAAAUAAAGAUUACACUGUAUGUAUUAAGGAGAAAAGGGUAAAACAACCGAAUAAGGAUUUAUAUAAGUAAUAAAUAUAGUAAUUUAAUUGAAAAAAGGUUGACUGUAAGUUGUAAUGCUUGUUAAUGGACUUAUUAUAGUUUUUUUUUUUACUGCUAAGAAGCAUAUGCCUGUACUUUACAUUAGGGCUGCAACUAAUGAUUUUUGAUAUUUUGUUAGUUGACUAAUCUGAUUAUUUUUUCAAGUUUUUAUUUUUAGUCGAUUAGUCAACGAUGAUUUCUGUCAUGUCCUCCAUCUCUAAAAAUGAUAGGAACAGCUGAACAUGAGAUUCAAAAGGCAUUUAAAUGUCUGGGUGUUGUUUAAAUGUGGAAAGUACUGAUAUUUAAUAAGUAAAUAUGUAAUCUGUUGUGUUUGGGCACUUUUACAGUACUUACACUUUUACACUUUUUUUACACUUUUGGAGUACUGUUACAAAUUAUCCAGUAAAUAUUUUUAGGUCCUUUUUUUUAAAUCUCGAUUUUAUUCAUAUUGUCCAAUAAGAACCAAGUCAACUACAAGCAAAACUAUUUAAUUUUGUAAAUUAAAGCAAAAGGUAUUUGAAACAUCUGGCAAAAGCCUUUGUCUAAACCCAGCAUGAAUUGUGUGAUGAGACUAGAUACCACUGGCUAUGAAGAACCAAUGCGAUUCUUUUUUUUUACACAAGCAAAAUAUUUCUUAGUGUUUCCCCUAUGUGUGUGUGUGUGUGUGUGUGUGUAUGUGCACCACAGCGUGGCAUGUUUGUUUGUCUGGUUUUCUGCUGUUUACUUUGUCUUGAGUGGUCUACCGUUCUCUCUCAGUCUAAAUAAAUGUCUUUUCCUUUUU
Astyanax mexicanus (Mexican tetra) is the source of this 5793-nucleotide messenger RNA. RefSeq names its product platelet-derived growth factor beta polypeptide b (gene pdgfbb). The transcript has 7 exons. Bases 1363 to 2943 code for a protein of 526 amino acids. Lineage: Eukaryota; Metazoa; Chordata; Actinopteri; Characiformes; Acestrorhamphidae. Gene Ontology annotation, biological process: positive regulation of cell population proliferation; positive regulation of ERK1 and ERK2 cascade; platelet-derived growth factor receptor signaling pathway. The record is from RefSeq and is a predicted model, not a curated record. Gene Ontology annotation, cellular component: membrane. Gene Ontology annotation, molecular function: growth factor activity; platelet-derived growth factor receptor binding.